Molecule: messenger RNA, 3516 nt
Organism: Ruditapes philippinarum (Manila clam)
Lineage: Eukaryota; Metazoa; Mollusca; Bivalvia; Venerida; Veneridae
Exons: 8
Coding region: 175-1983 (602 amino acids)
Biological process (GO): response to hormone; intracellular iron ion homeostasis
Molecular function (GO): transcription coactivator activity
Source: RefSeq, a predicted model, not a curated record
UAAUAUUUAACAGUGUUCAGCCGUGAUCCAAGCAUUUAGAUAGGUCAAGUUCAAUGACGUCAAUCAUUAUAAUAUUGAAUGUCAAGGACAGUGGAACGUGAAGGGGAAAAACAACGUGAAAAUUCUGAAAAAUUGCGACAUUCAUAAAUUAAAGAGAACAUUCAAUGAGACAAUAUGAGUAACUUGUCAACAUCAAGUGAAGAUAUAAAAGUAAGGAAGAUGACAGACAACAUUACAACACUACAGAGGGCGCUACAACGUAUUAAUGAUGCCAAAAGGACACUGGGCAGAAAUACCACAGAGGCCAAGUCUAGGAUACAGUGUAACAUCAGUCGUCAACUAGAGACACUACGUAACAGAGAGGUGUGGUUACUGAAUCAGUUAGAUGUUGUAUCAAGUGCCAAGGAGGAAGUUCUACAACAACAAUCGGCUCGCCUUAACCAGACCCUCGGAGUGUUACAGAGUGCUGUACAGUUUCCUAACAGCAGUGCUGAUAAUAUUGCCAGACUGGAUCUUUGUGACAUACAACCAGAAGAGACUCCUAACAUAUGUUUCAAGUCAGAUCCCAGUGCUCUCAGAAAUGCCAUCAUGAGUUAUGGUUGUAUUGAUCCAAACAAUGCCCCACCAGUAACUUCUCCGUUCAUGGCUCCAAAUCAAACUGCUCCCAGUCUGCCGAAACAGUUUGAAGACUACAAUGAUGCUGAGCACCAUGUACUUUAUAAGACAGUAGAAGAGAUAAAUAGGACAAAAUACAAUGAGCCUUGUGUGCAGGUGAAUAUUCCAAAGUUAUCAGGGAGAAUAGAAGACUGGCUAUUGUACCCCUCUGGUAGUUCUGCUGUAACCUCUGACCCCAGAUUUACCUUUCCACAACUCUCCAACAACCUUUCUGAUUGGCUGAGAGCUCCUUUGUCUGUGACAUCAACCUCGAAGCAGACACCAGUAAUGAGCACAUUGAAACCAAGUACAUUGACUCCAGUUGAAGGUAUAUCAACAGAUGCAAGUAUCAAAACAUGGCUACACAAGAUAAAGCAGAGUCCACAUGAGGAGGAGGAAGAGGACUAUGAUUUUGUUGAGGAGAUUUCAGAUACAAGAACACAAUGUAGCUUAGAUAACUUGGAUGAGUUCAUUGAUGACAGAGAGAAUUGGUUGCAUCAUACUGAUGACCUUGACCUUACACCACACGUUCUUGUACAGAUUAAGUCCCAGCCACUAGAGAAAUGGUUACUGAGGUCGAGCAAGUCCUCGGUGAGAUCUGAGGAACCAGUGUUGAUUGAUAUGAGCCGCUACUUGAGGAAAGUCACUGAUGAAUUGGACCAAUGGUUGUUACAUGGAGCUAAACAAAAUGAUAGUGGAGUGGAAGAUGAGAGUUUGGUUAGCGAACGUCUGAGACUUUCUGUGCCAUUAUCUCUGGAGAUAGGCAGCUCACAUCUGUCAAGGGUAGAUAACCCCUGGAUACACAGAUCAAGGACAAGUACAAGGUCAAGCUGUUCAUUUUCCCCAGUCUCCAGCAGAAGUUCCAGUUUCUCCAGUGUAUCAUCAAAGCGCCAGAAUUGCAACAAAUGGUUGCUGAAGGGGGCUAACUUUGAUUCUACUACGGGAGUACAUAUAUCAUGUCCAAUGAUGGACAAAUUUGAAAAAGAUAUGGCUAAUGUAUCCUGGAUUCAAUCUGAUAGUAAAAACAUGUCUUCAAGAAAUGUCAAUCCUAUGGCCAACUUUGAUACAGAAAACUUUGAGUCUGGAAUGUGGCUGAAGCCCCCAGGACUGUCCAGUACCAUGGUAACUGAUGUAGAUUCUCCUCUACAGAAAGUUCUUAAUUUUCAACAGUCCAGUAACAGCUCUAUAUGGCUGCUAGAUAGCCAGGUGAAUGGUCCAACCCAGCCGGCAUGUUUCGAGAAAAUGUUUGAUAAGGGAGGAAAUCAAUGGUUGUAUCAACCAUUUAAUCCAUUUGUUGAAGAUGAUUUGAUAGAGGAAGAGAUGUGUUAACAUUUUUACUGUGGUUACUUUAUAUUUUACUGUUUCUUUUAUCUUUGUUUUAUUGUUAAAUCAUUGCUUGAAAUCAUAGAAGAUAGGACAAGGUGUAACUUAUAUCUACAGAGACUUCCAUCAGUUUAUACAUGUAUUUACUUUGUUUUUAUUCAGAGACUGUUUAUUGGACUGUUGUAUUCAGAUUAUCAUCAUUGUAUUAAAUCAUAAAUGUUACAGGUAGUGGCUUAAAUUGAUUUAUGAUCAUAUACAACUGCCCACUCUACCUGACAGUCAUCUUAUGGUCUGCCAUCAAUAACGUAUGAAAUUACCCUAUAGGUCACAGUCAGAAAUAGAAAGAUGAUGAUACAAUGUCACUGCACUACUUGAUAAACCUAAAUAGAAGGGGGAAAAAACCUUUCUCACAAAAAUUUGACAACUUAUGUUCCAGAAUAAUCUGAUAGUUAUAUUAAACAUCAUUUACAUUACAAGUUCAGUCACAUGUAUAUAUUUAUUGUCAUUAUUUUCAUUACAAAGCUAUUCUUAUAUAGUGCUAUACUGUGCUAUCACAGCAGACAUUGCUAUCACUUUGUUUUCAUGUAAAUAUUUUUAAAACAUUCUACAUAUCAUAAAUUUUUAUUCAUGUUAACUUAUUCUGUAUAAUAUAAGCAGUAUGAAGAAUGAUUUCAGAAUUUACAGCAUAUUAUGACCUUCAAUCUUUUUGUAUUAUUUCUUCACUUUGUUUUGGGAUUCCAGAAAAUAUUUUGCGUGUGAUGUUUCAAUGUCUGGGAUUCCUUGGAAUUUUGGAAAUAACCCAGAAAAUACUAUUGGAAAACCAGGCAAAUUAUAACAAAGACAGUGGUGUUUGUAAUUUGGUUUUCCAAUGACUCAUACACAACCUGUUAACUAUUAUAGCAUUUAAACAAGCUGUUGUGUCUGUAGAGAAAAACAACAUAGAGCUAUGUCUCAUACAUACAAGUAUAAAUUACUAUUAUAUUAAUUACUGACAGCCAGUCACUUUAUGAUAUCAUUGGCUCAGAAUAAAAACAAAUUGUAAAAGUACUAUUUUCUCUAUAUUUAUAUAUUUUGUCCUUUGUUUUUAAUAUUUUUAUUCUAUUACAUGUUAUUGUUUUAUUUAUGUUGGUAAUUUUUAUUUUAAUUUUAUUACUAUUGACGUCAGUAGUAUCAUAUCACAUAUAAGCAUUUAUCUGACAUUAUGUUAUAGGUACAUCAAUGUCCUGGGCUAUAUAUAUAUCAGUCACCCCAGGGAACUCUGAUCAUAUUCUUCUAUAUUCUGUUUUAAUCAGAAAUAAAAAAAGUUGUGUUUUAAUCAGUGUCUCUUCUGUUUUAGUCUUAUUCACUAUUGUAAAGAAAGCUGAAAAUAUAUUGCAAUAAGCUAUUUUUGUUAAAUACAAAAAUGUCAGUAAACAUUAAUUUUAUUGGUUUAUAUAUGUAUCAUACAUGUGAACAUUUUUUUGAUGAUCAGGCGGGAAAUUUUUAUUCAAAAAGAGGGAUAUUUUGGAAUUUUCAAUAAACAAAGAAGGAAGUUCUGGA